AUGCCACGACCAAAGAAAGGUACGCUAGCUCGGGGCGAAUCUCUCGGAAAGGCGCGGGAGAAGCGCAAAUUACAGCGAGAACACAUGGAGCGGAGAGGAUUGGAAGAAAAAGAGGAACUCGAAAAGGCGGUGGAACGGCUGGCGGAGGAGGUGGAUAUGUGGAAAUGGAGGCACGAGGGGGCCGAAGUAAUCAACGAAGUGCUCAAGGAUCAGGUCGACGAACUGAGCAGAGACAAUCGGGAAUUGAACGGGAAAAUCGAUAGAGAACGGGCGGCGCAUCGGGAAACUAUGCUGGAAUUGCAGAGAACUCGCACUAAACUCGAGUAGGGUUUUUUCAAAAUCGAAAUUGGCAAAAACACGUUCACGGCGACCAAAAGUGUAGAAAGGGGCGUGGCCUAAUCUGAGACGCGUUUUCUGAAAAUUGCCGCAAUUCCAGCACAUUUCCGAUAUUUUUGUGUUUGAUAUCGACGAAAGAAGAGACAUUGAAGAGAGAAAACAUCGAAAUUUUCGUGAAAACGCCGCCUUUUGAGACGUUUUUGGCAUAUUUCGCAAUAGGUUCUCCGCGGCCAAUCGCCGCCGCAAUUUCGGAAUUUUCAUACUGGCCGAUCUGGAUAGUUUUGAGACGAAGUAAGUGUCGGAAGUGAUUAAGCACGUUAAUACAAGUAUUUUAAGCGUUCAAACCGCAAAAAGUAUCGGCGAAUGACUGAAAUUCGCGCAUUUUCAGUACAAAACUUGAAAAUCGAUUCAAUUGAUUCAUUUCUGAAUGAAACCUGCUCGUUUUAAGCUCAAAAAGUGCGCGAUGAUCAGUUUAACAAAGUUAUGCAAUUGCAUCGUCGAAAUCUUACAAAAUUUGGGUAAUUUUUUACGAAAAACAUGAAAAAUGGGGUUAAAUUUCGAAUUUCGCGCCAAAAUGGUGAUAAAUCGUGCACGCUAGGCCACGCCCCUUUCUACGUUUUUGGUCGCCGUGACACGUUGUUUUUCUGUUUACCUGACCAAGAAAACACGCCGUGAUGACGCAAACAAUGGGCAGAAAACAACACAAAAACCAAUGAUUUCGUGUUUUCGCGCGUAGAUCAGACGGGUCUCGCAGCGAAUAGACAAAUUUAUGCAAAUUAUGGAUGCGCCAAAAGAGACAUCUUGCCCGAGACCAUUCUCUUCUCUGCCUCCCCCAACCACUCGCUUCCCAGGGGCCAUUGUUAUAUACCGCGCGACGGAACAACGGAGUGUCGUGGGACACUUACUCUUCUGAUCAAAUCUUGGCCAGCGACCAGUGAUGUCCGUCUUCCGUCUUCCGUCUUCCGUUUUUUUUUUCAAAUUUCAUUUCCGCUCACCACUGCUUUUUUUUCUGUGCACAGUCCUGCCUUGUGCACGCAUUUUCUCACUGCCGCUCCGCCAAUUCACGUCAUUUCUGUCACCGAUUUACACAUGAAACAAUUGUUUUCGUUAAUUCAAAUUACACCCAAAAUUCUCGCCAUUUUUUUGCAGGCUGAAACUUCGAAAAUCGGCUCAAAUUCCGUCGUCGAGCCGCUAA
This is a messenger RNA of Caenorhabditis sp. 36 PRJEB53466, 1531 nucleotides long. Lineage: Eukaryota; Metazoa; Nematoda; Chromadorea; Rhabditida; Rhabditidae. The record is from the annotation of a GenBank genome assembly.